CUCUAACUAGUAAUCAAUUACAGUAAAACACACUCUGUCUGUUUCUCACUAACACUAGCUAAACUGGUACUACCUUUCUUUCCACCGCCAUUAAAACCCCUCCAUUGGUUGUUUCCCACAUCAGAUUCACUCACAGCAAAAUGAAGCUCUGUUUCUUCUUCUUCUUCUUCUUCACAUUCUUCACCUUUGCCUUGGCUAGCAAUGUCUCCUAUGAUGGUCGCUCCCUCAUCAUUGAUGGCCAACGCAAGCUUCUUAUCUCUGCUUCCAUUCAUUACCCACGAAGUGUUCCUGCGAUGUGGCCUGGUCUUGUUCAAACAGCCAAGGAAGGAGGCGCGGAUGUGAUCGAAACCUAUGUUUUCUGGAAUGGCCAUGAACUUUCUCCUGGCAAUUAUUACUUUGGAGGAAGGUUUGAUCUGGUCAAGUUUGCCAAGAUUGUUCAGGAGGCUAAGAUGUACUUGAUUCUUCGAAUUGGCCCAUUUGUUGCUGCAGAAUGGAAUUAUGGUGGUGUACCAGUGUGGCUGCAUUAUGUUCCAGGCACUGUCUUUCGGACUUACAAUAAGCCUUUUAUGUAUCAUAUGCAGAAAUUUACAACAUACAUAGUGAACCUUAUGAAACAAGAGAAGCUUUUCGCCUCACAAGGGGGUCCCAUAAUCUUAUCCCAGAUAGAAAACGAAUAUGGAUACUAUGAAAAAUUUUAUGGAGACGAUGGUAAGAAAUAUGCCUUAUGGGCUGCAAAAAUGGCUGUGUCUCAAAAUAUAGGUGUCCCUUGGAUAAUGUGUCAACAAUGGGAUGCUCCAGAUCCUGUGAUUGAUACCUGUAACUCAUUCUACUGUGAUCAAUUUACACCUACCUCUCCAAAUAGGCCCAAAAUGUGGACUGAGAACUGGCCUGGAUGGUUUAAAACUUUUGGGGGCAGAGAUCCUCACAGGCCGGCAGAAGAUGUUGCAUUUUCUGUUGCUCGUUUCUUCCAGAAAGGUGGAAGUGUACAUAAUUACUACAUGUAUCAUGGAGGAACAAAUUUUGGGCGUACAGCAGGUGGCCCAUUCAUCACUACAAGUUAUGACUAUGAUGCCCCAAUAGAUGAGUAUGGGUUACCUAGACUUCCAAAGUGGGGGCAUCUGAAGGAACUUCACAGAGCUAUCAAGUUAUGUGAGCGUGUAUUGCUUAAUGGUAAAUCAGUCAAUAUCACCCUCAGUCCUUCUGUGGAGGCUGAUGUGUAUACUGACUCAUCUGGAGGCUGUGCUGCAUUUAUUGCUAAUAUUGAUGAUAAAAAUGAUAAGACAGUGGAGUUUCGCAAUGCAUCAUAUCACCUCCCAGCGUGGUCAGUUAGCAUCCUUCCUGAUUGCAAGAAUGUAGUGUUCAAUACAGCAAAGGUUACUUCCCAGACGAAUACAAUUGCGAUGAUUCCAGAGAAUUUGCAGCAAUCAAAUAAAGGUGUGAAAACUUUGCAAUGGGAUGUAUUGGAGGAGAAGCCGGGAAUCUGGGGGAAGGCAGACUUUGUUAAAAAUGGCUUUGUUGACCACAUAAAUACUACCAAAGAUACCACUGACUACCUGUGGCAUACAACAAGUAUAAUUGUUGGUGAAAAGGAGGAGUUUUUAAAGAACGGAAGCAAACCAAUUCUUCUAAUAGAAUCCAAGGGUCAUGCUCUCCAUGCUUUUGUGAAUCAGAUAUAUCAAGGAACUGCAACUGGGAACGGUUCACACUCAGCCUUCACUUAUAAGAAUCCCAUCUCUCUCCGGCCAGGGAAGAAUGAAAUCACUUUAUUGAGCUUGACUGUUGGCCUACAGACCGCAGGACCAUUUUAUGACUUCGUAGGGGCUGGACUAACAAGUGUGAAGAUUAAGGGACUCAACAAUGAGACACUAGACUUGUCUUCUUAUGCCUGGACUUACAAGAUUGGGGUACAAGGAGAACAUCUAAAGAUAUACCAGCAAGAUGGGUUAAAUAGUGUGAAAUGGACAUCUACUUCUGAACCACCCGUAGGGAAGCCAUUGACGUGGUAUAAGGCUGUUGUGGAUGCUCCACCUGGAGAUGAACCAGUUGGACUGGAUAUGUUGCAUAUGGGAAAAGGUCUAGCCUGGUUAAAUGGAGAAGAAAUUGGAAGAUAUUGGCCGAGGAUAAGUGAAUUCAAGAAUGAAGAUUGUGUUGAAAAAUGCGACUACAGAGGCAAAUUCAACCCUGACAAAUGUGACACUGGUUGUGGACAACCUACACAGCAAUGGUAUCAUGUUCCACGAUCUUGGUUCAAGCCAUCUGGAAAUGUUCUUGUAAUUUUCGAGGAGAAAGGUGGAGAUCCAAGAAAGAUUAGUUUUUUGAGACGAAAAGUGUCAGGGUUGUGUUCUCUUGUUGCUGAGGAUUACCCCUCUGUUGGACUCCUUGCUGAGGGUGAAGACAAAAUGGAGAACAACAAAAACGUUCCUUUUGCCCGUUUAACAUGCCCCAGUAACACUCUUAUAUCUGCUAUAAAAUUUGCUAGCUUUGGAACACCUUCUGGAACAUGUGGAUCUUACCUGAAGGGAGAUUGCCAUGAUCCAAAUUCUAGCAUAGUUGUUGAGAAGGCGUGCCUAAACAAAAAUGACUGUGUGAUAAAAUUAACUGAAGAGAAUUUCAAGACCAGUUUAUGUCCUGGUUUAUCAAGGACACUUGCGGUGGAAGCGGUUUGUAGCUGAUAAUAAUACUAUUGAUCUUGGGAGAGUUGAUUGGAACGUUGCAUUACACCAUUUAUUUUACUAGCUUGGUUGUAUCAAGUAAUGUAGUAGAUGACAUUUUUGCAUAUAGUUAUAGUUGUCAGCUAGUUUCUGCUGUAAAAUUUUGUGGCAGGGAAAUCUGCUAUAAAAGUUUUCAUGAGGGUGUGAGCCAUAAUCAAAGCAUUUCUACUCAAUUUCACUUUUUAGUGUCUAUUGAUUUUAAUA
This is a messenger RNA of Lotus japonicus, 2915 nucleotides long. RefSeq names its product beta-galactosidase 10. Lineage: Eukaryota; Viridiplantae; Streptophyta; Magnoliopsida; Fabales; Fabaceae. Gene Ontology annotation, molecular function: carbohydrate binding; beta-galactosidase activity. The coding region runs from base 141 to 2672 and encodes 843 amino acids. The record is from RefSeq and is a predicted model, not a curated record. Gene Ontology annotation, cellular component: vacuole; cell wall. Gene Ontology annotation, biological process: carbohydrate metabolic process. The transcript has 19 exons.